Molecule: messenger RNA, 1390 nt
Organism: Daphnia pulicaria
Lineage: Eukaryota; Metazoa; Arthropoda; Branchiopoda; Diplostraca; Daphniidae
Exons: 5
Coding region: 98-994 (298 amino acids)
Source: RefSeq, a predicted model, not a curated record
CAUUCAAUACCACCCAGCCGACAGCUGGAACGUGCACGGACACUUUUCAAGUUUGUGGGGUCACAACAGUGGCACCCAUUAUUUGUGGUGACAGCACAUGUACCUCGACCUUCCAUCGUCGGUCCUUACUCCCAGCAAUGUCCAGCUCAUGUUCAGUUUUGGAGCUGUGACAGCUACCCGUUCAUGGAACAUCAAAAUUGCGAUGCUCCCCUGUGGCGCCUCCUACCUCGCUCCCGUGGAUUGUCUUCAGUAUUUCACUGAUCCUACUGGAAGAGUCAUGUCUUUUAAUUGGCAAGGCGUCGCUGUUAGUGCCACCCGUCAAAUAAACAACCAACAUUACAACAUCUGCUUCAGAACUGAGCUUGUCUCAUUAAAAUUAAAGGUGAGACAGAGAGCGGCCCAGAUGUGCUUUUCAGUCUGCUCGGUUUUGAACGGGGACGCAUUUUCUAUUACUACACCCACCAGCACUGCUGCCGCUCUUGCCGCCAUUGCUGUUACUACAGCCACAGCAAAUCUCGCAGCUGCCCAAGCUCAUCUAGCCGUUACCCAGGCCGGUAUUAAUCCACUUGUUCCAACAACAGCCCAGUACCUGGCCGUUAUCAAUGCAAACACCGCCGUGAGAGACAGUCAAGCCGCCCUUUCAGCUGCCCAAACUACUUUCGCUACAGCGACUGCUACGGCCGCUUCUCACUCUGGUGUGGGCAUAAGUGCGGUGAAUGAAGUUAACAUGGCCACCUGCCUUUAUGAUUUUCUUGUCAUCGCCGGUGCCCGAGAUGCUGCUAAUGAUGAAGCCGAUCGUUACUGUGGGAACGCCCUGAAUCCAGCCGCUAACCCUUUGACGACAAACGUCCAAGUUUGUACUUUGAUUAAGCCGUUCAAGAUCAGUUACGGGACGGAUGGGACGGAAGGCGCGGUGGUUACCGGAACGAAUAUUCUUCCGGCACCAGCUGAUACACACAACACUGGAUUCUGCUUGGAUUAUCAAGAGAAGUAGACUGUCGACAGUGAUACGAUUUCAUUUUGGUCUUUAUAACUUGAUACAGUAAUUAAUAUUUAUCUGUUAUUAACGAGACGAUUCCAAAGAGGUUCUGGUUUUCUGUCUCAAUUUCGUAGUGGAUGUGAUCUAAUUACUAUUCGUACUUUUGGUCGACUUUGAAUAAUAAUAAGCAACAUUUGACUUUGAGAUUUGGAUUUUAACAUUUCUGUCUUGUUAAACUCUUUUUUACGUAAAACACCAAAUAACCGUGCGACCCAGUUUCUUUAAUACUUUAAUGCAUGAAAUGUUAGCUAGUUGUUGUAGUUUUUAGAAUUUUAGUGCCGCAAAAAAUAAAUCAAAUAAAAUGCGGUUAUACGUUUAAUCUUUUUCUAGGUGAGGCAAGUCGGAAUCAAU